Molecule: messenger RNA, 1288 nt
Organism: Eruca vesicaria subsp. sativa (arugula)
Lineage: Eukaryota; Viridiplantae; Streptophyta; Magnoliopsida; Brassicales; Brassicaceae
Source: the annotation of a GenBank genome assembly
AUACUAAAAUCAUCAUAUCCUAACACUACAAAGAAAAAAAAAUGGGGUUCCCUUUUGAAGAAACUAGCUCUAACCCUAAAACCCAAACUGUUAUUGAUGAUGAUACUGAGUUGGGUUUGAUGGCCGUGAGACUAGCCAAUGCCGCAGCCUUUCCCAUGGUUCUCAAGGCCUCCCUCGAGCUUGGUGUCUUUGACACUCUCUACGCUGAUGCUGCUUCUACCGACUCGUUCCUCUCACCAUCUGAGAUAGCGAGUAGGCUACCAACUACACCACGUAACCCUGAGGCGCCGGUUUUGUUGGACAGGAUGCUUCGUUUACUCGCUAGCUACUCCAUGGUCAAGUGCGGUAAGAGCUCGACCGUGAAGGGCGAGAGAGUCUAUAGAGCUGAGCCAAUUUGCAGGUUCUUUUUGAAAGAUAACAUUCAAGAUAUUGGAUCCCUUGCUUCACAAGUCAUCGUCAAUUUUGAUAGCGUCUUCCUCAAUACAUGGGCACAGUUGAAAGAUGUGGUGCUAGAAGGAGGAGAUGCAUUUGGUCGUGCACAUGGUGGCAUGAAACUCUUUGACUAUAUGGGAACAGAUGAGAGAUUCAGCAAGCUCUUUAACCAGACCGGAUUCACAAUUGCGGUUGUGAAGAAGGCUCUUGAAGUGUACCAAGGCUUUAAGGAUGUGAAUGUGUUGGUUGAUGUAGGAGGAGGAGUUGGCAACACCCUUGGUGUUGUUACAUCUAAAUAUCCUCAUAUUAAGGGUAUCAACUUUGAUCUUACUUGUGCCUUGGCACAAGCACCUUCUUACCCUGGAGUGGAACAUGUGGCUGGAGAUAUGUUUGUGGAUGUUCCAACCGGAGAUGCUAUGAUCUUGAAGCGUAUACUUCAUGAUUGGACCGACGAGGACUGCGUGAAGAUUCUUAAAAACUGCUGGAAAUCACUUCCUGAAAAUGGUAAAGUGGUUGUCAUAGAGCUAGUCACUCCUGAAAGUGCUGAGAGUGGAGAUAUCAACUCGAACAUUGCAUUUGAUAUGGAUAUGUUGAUGUUCACACAAUGUUCCGGUGGAAAAGAGAGGUCACGAGCUGAGUUUGAAGCUUUAGCCGCAGAAUCUGGCUUCACCCAUUGCAAAUUCGUUUGCCAAGCUUAUCACUGCUGGGUUAUUGAGUUCUGUAAAUGAAAUGUUUAAAAUUAAUGGUUAAUUCCAUGUAAUGUUUCAAUUCUUUUUCUUGAUGUAAUACAGUUUCAAGCAAUAAAAGCAUUUAAUUUAUCACUGCUGGGUUAUUGAGUUCUGUAAAUGAAAUGUUU